This is a messenger RNA of Callorhinus ursinus (northern fur seal), 1041 nucleotides long. It is a transcript of the gene STK32A, whose product is annotated as serine/threonine kinase 32A. Gene Ontology annotation, molecular function: G protein-coupled receptor kinase activity; G protein-coupled receptor binding; ATP binding. Gene Ontology annotation, biological process: protein phosphorylation; G protein-coupled receptor signaling pathway; regulation of signal transduction. NCBI's taxonomy places the organism in Eukaryota, Metazoa, Chordata, Mammalia, Carnivora, Otariidae. The record is from RefSeq and is a predicted model, not a curated record.
GACCACUUUGAAAUUUUGCGAGCCAUUGGGAAAGGCAGUUUUGGGAAGGUCUGCAUCGUGCAGAAGAAUGAUACUAAGAAGAUGUACGCAAUGAAAUACAUGAACAAACAAAAGUGCGUGGAGCGCAAUGAAGUGAGAAAUGUCUUCAAGGAACUCCAGAUCAUGCAGGGUCUGGAGCAUCCUUUCCUGGUUAAUUUGUGGUACUCCUUCCAAGAUGAGGAGGAUAUGUUCAUGGUAGUGGACCUCCUGCUGGGCGGGGACCUGCGUUAUCACCUGCAGCAGAAUGUCCGUUUCCAGGAGGAUACCGUGAAGCUCUUCAUCUGUGAGCUGGCCAUGGCCUUGGACUACCUGCAGAGCCAGCGCAUCAUCCACAGGGAUAUGAAGCCUGACAAUAUUUUGCUUGAUGAACAUGGGCACGUGCACAUCACAGACUUCAACGUUGCCGCGAUGCUGCCCAGGGAGACGCGGCUCGCCACCGCGGCGGGCACCAAGCCUUACAUGGCACCUGAGAUGUUCAACUCCAGAAGAGAAGCCGGCUAUUCCUUUGCUGUGGACUGGUGGUCCCUGGGAGUGACGGCAUAUGAACUCUUGAGAGGCCGGAGACCAUACCAUAUUCGCUCCAGCACCUCCAGCAAGGAAAUUGCACACAUGUUUGAGACAGCUAUUGUGACUUACCCCUCUGCCUGGUCACAGGAAAUGGUGUCACUCCUUAAGAAGCUACUUGAGCCUAAUCCAGACCAACGAUUUUCUCACUUGUCUGAUGUUCAGAACUUCCCAUAUAUGAAUGACAUGAACUGGGAUGCGGUUUUGCAGAAGAGGCUCAUUCCAGGUUUUAUUCCUAACAAAGGCCGGCUGAAUUGCGACCCCACCUUCGAACUCGAAGAAAUGAUUCUGGAGUCCAAACCUCUUCACAAGAAAAAGAAACGUCUGGCAAAGAAGGAGAAAGAGAGGAGGAAAUGUGAUUCCUCCCAGAUGUGCCUUCUUCAAGAGCAUCUGGAAUCUGUCCGGAAGGAGUUCAUCAUUUUCAACAGAGAAAAGUAA